AAUUAACAAUUCAUUCUGUAAUAUUGAAAAUAUUAAUUAGUAUGGCAUCUACUAUUGAUAAUGACUCCAUUGUUGAUGGCCCUACUGUUGUCCCUGUGAGCGUACAACUGUCCUCUACACCUACUGGUCAUAUCGAGGAUGCCUCUAGUCAACAGAGAGAGACGAAUUUGCCAGAAAUCAAUGGAAUUCAAGGAUAUACUAAUCGCGUUAAUCGCCCAAAGGUUGUCUGUAGCCCGAAAAUCCACUACAGUGAUUUCAUCGUACAUGUGGUGACCUGGAACAUUGCAAGUACUGUACCAUCCUCUGCCGACAUUGAGAGCAUGUUCCUGCCCCAGGAGAACAUGAUGAUACAUGACCUCUACAAUGAUACGGACAUUAUAGUGGUGGGUCUUCAGGAGGCGUAUCAGAGUGUACAAGACGCCAUGUCCUCCAACAUACCGCUAGUCGGACGAGACCCUCUGGUUGACACAUUCAGUGACUUCCUCUCCCAGAAAGGCUUCGCUCGAUUGACCUCCGUUAGACUGCUCGGAAUACUCAACAUGGUGUUUAUCAAACGCCCUCUUCUCUGCUACAUUCGAAACUUGGAGACGUCCACAUUCAAGACCGGCUUCAGUGGUAUCCUAGGCAACAAGGGGGCGUCAAGUAUUCGAUUCACCCUGGGGGAUCUAAAUGUGUGUCUCACUAAUUGCCACCUAAUCCCCCACCCCGAGAACAACGCCCGGAGAGCGGGGGAGCUGAGGGAUAUAUUAGAGAAGCAAGUGUUUCCGUAUGUACAACCAUCAGAGCUACUGGAACACGAUGUUGUCAUCUUGUUUGGUGAUCUCAAUUUCCGACUUGAAGGACAAGAGUUUCACGAAGUGGUGUCAACGCUCACUCACAAUGGCUACAGUGGGUUGAUAGAGAGAGACCAACUCAUUAGGGAGCAGAAGAAAGGAAAUCAAAGCCCCUGCCAAUUAUACACAUUCAUGGAGAUGCCACUCGACUUCCAACCCUCGUACAAGUAUGCACCUGGAACAGAUCGCUAUGACGAUGGAGGGAAAGGUCGCGCUCCAGCAUGGACUGAUCGUGUUCUAUGGCGAAUACACGAUCGAAGAUUGCCUCAGAUAACAGACUCAGAACCGAGGGCAAUCAUUCAGCCGCAGUACUAUGGUAUGAACAUUCAACCCCGCAUCAGUGACCACAAGGCAGUCAGCGCUGGACUGGUCUUAUCUGUGGACAUCUCUGGAUUUAUUCCGUUGGUAAUAUUCCGGCUCAACGAGUGGGUGAUUGGAUCUGAGGCUGUCAUAUCAUUUGAUGUCAUUGCACACACAGAGGUAUCGAUGUUUGACUGGAUUGGACUGUUUCCGUCUGAUUUCUCGAGUAUUGAGCGUGACUAUGUGUACUAUGUGUACUCCCCAGCGCGUGGUGGAGAGCCUCAGGAUAAGAUGUAUCGCAAGGUAGUACCAACUGGACAAGUGCCUAGUAACCCUGGACGAUAUGUAUUGGUGUACAAGAGUCAUCAGUAUAACUGUGUGCUGGGCAUGAGCCCUGUGUUUAGGAUAGUGUAGAGUUAGACAUUCUGCAAAGCAGGUAUCUUUUUUAUUUAUCACUUUUAACAGUUCUUCAUACAUUUUAAGUUUUUUGAUGUCAAUUCUUGAGUCGUUGCGUGAUUUAAUAAUGACUGUG
Messenger RNA from Halichondria panicea, 1665 nucleotides. RefSeq names its product inositol polyphosphate 5-phosphatase K-like. The record is from RefSeq and is a predicted model, not a curated record. The transcript has a single exon. Gene Ontology annotation, molecular function: phosphatidylinositol-4,5-bisphosphate 5-phosphatase activity. NCBI's taxonomy places the organism in Eukaryota, Metazoa, Porifera, Demospongiae, Suberitida, Halichondriidae. The coding region runs from base 42 to 1547 and encodes 501 amino acids. Gene Ontology annotation, cellular component: plasma membrane; ruffle; cytoplasm. Gene Ontology annotation, biological process: phosphatidylinositol dephosphorylation.